AUGACAGAGAGAGAAGGAAAAGAGGACGAUCGGGGAGGCACCGCGGAGAUAUACCUCCCAAACUACAGAAUAGGAAAAACGCUCGGGAUAGGCUCGUUCGGGAAAGUGAAAGUCGCCGAGCACGUUCUGACCGGGCACAAAGUGGCCAUUAAAAUCUUAAACCGGAAAAAAAUCAAAGCCAUUCACAUGGAAGAAAAAGUACGAAGAGAGAUUAAAAUAUUACGCUUAUUCAUGCACCCACACAUUAUCCGGUUGUACGAAGUUUUAGAAACCCCGCACGAUAUAUUUGUCGUCAUGGAAUACGUGAAGAGCGGGGAGUUGUUCGAUUACAUCGUGGAGAAAGGGAGGUUAGGGGAGAACGAAGCGCGGCAUUUUUUUCAGCAAAUCGUGAGCGGCGUGGAGUAUUGUCACAGGAACAUGGUCGUACACAGAGAUUUGAAACCGGAAAAUUUACUGCUGGACUCGAAGAAUAACGUGAAGAUUGCGGAUUUUGGUUUAUCGAACGUGAUGAGGGAUGGGCAUUUUUUAAAGACGUCGUGCGGGUCGCCCAACUACGCCGCGCCGGAAGUUAUUUCCGGGAAGUUGUAUUCCGGGCCAGAGGUGGACGUGUGGUCGUGCGGGGUCAUCAUGUACGCGCUGUUGUGUGGGUCGUUGCCGUUUGAUGACGAAUCGAUUCCAAAUUUGUUUAAGAAAAUAAAGGGGGGGAUAUAUACGUUGCCGAGUUACGUCAGUCCCGGAGCGAGAGACUUAAUCAGUCGGAUGUUAUUAGUCGACCCGUUGAAACGAAUUACGAUGGCAGAAAUUAGGAACCAUCCGUGGUGCACGUGUCAUUUGCCGAGAUACUUAGCGGUUCCGCCACCGGAUACGUUGUCACAGGCGACGAAUAUCGAUAUCGAGACGUUGGAAGCGACGGUGGCGUUGGGUUUUACCAGAGAGCAAGUGAAGGACGCGUUGAGACAUCAAGUGAGAAAUAAAGCGAGCGUGACGUACUUUUUGUUGUUGGAUAACAGACGUAACUUGUACGGAGGCUAUCUAGGCGCAGAGUUUGAGCAAGGAGAGUUGGAAACAGAUUCGAGAAACGCGCAAAUGUUGGGACAACAAGGCGGGAUCGGGUCGCCGACGGGCGCGAGCCCGAUGGGCCAUCGAAGACCGUCGCAAAUUCAAUCGAAUCUGAUGCAACAGAGGUUAGUCACGAGCGAACAGCGGUGGAUGUUGGGUAAAAGUACGACGAUGGCAGCUCCGGACGUGAUGAAUGAAAUCUUUAGAGUUUUAACGGCGUUGAAAGUGAACUGGAAGAAAAUUGGACCGUAUAAUUUAAAGUGUCGGUUCUUGUUGAAAACGCUCGAGAAAUACACGACGACGAAUAAUAACGGGAGAACCUCGGAAGUCGGAUCUCCGCAACGAAUGGGAGAUAACGACGAUUUAGACACCGCGAUGGAAGAAGACGCCACGACGACGAAUACUAAUAACACGAAUACUAAUAACGAACCGACGACGCCGGACCAGAGCGAUUUUAACGAAGGCCAAGACGUCGGACCGGUGAUGAAGUUUGAGUUGCAAGUGUAUAAAAUGAAGGACGAUCGGUUUAUGAUUGAUUUCCAACGAAUAGAAGGUGGAGUGGUGACUUCUUUAGACGUGGUUUCGUUACUCAUGAAGCGAUUACAACUCCGAUGA
Molecule: messenger RNA, 1674 nt
Organism: Bathycoccus prasinos
Lineage: Eukaryota; Viridiplantae; Chlorophyta; Mamiellophyceae; Mamiellales; Bathycoccaceae
Exons: 2
Coding region: 1-1674 (557 amino acids)
Biological process (GO): intracellular signal transduction; protein phosphorylation
Cellular component (GO): cytoplasm
Molecular function (GO): ATP binding; protein serine/threonine kinase activity
Source: RefSeq, a predicted model, not a curated record